GCCUCUGACAAUUUGCAAACUGGUAAAUCGAAAGCAAGUUGUCGCGGAAAACAUUACUUCUCUGCAGUUAAUCCUGGUCCUCUUGAAGUUCUUGAGAGAAAUGACAAACCAGAUUCCCUUUAGACGAAGUGAACUUGUUGUCCUGGAAUCAUUGAUAUGCAUUUUACUUCUUAUUCUGUCGUUCGUUGGCAAUGCGAUGGUCAUUACUGUAGUAUUCAAAAAGCCCCGCCUAAGCACCACAACUAGCUUGUUCAUCGCCGCUUUGGCGACAACAGAUUUAAUAAAUGCUCUCGUUCCUGGGCCACUGUUCUUGUCUUCUCUUAUCACCGGGAAGAUGCCAUACAGUUCUACAGGCUGCGCCAUCAGUGGGUUUUUCAUGCAGUUCUUGACCUUGGCUUCGGUUAGUACCAUGGACUUAAUCGCUGUCAAUCGCUACUUCUGUGUAGUAAAGCCAAACAUCUACAAAAGAAUCUUCACAAGCAAACGCUCCGCGAUCUUCCUGGCUUCGUUGUGGAUAUUUAUAGCAAUGGUUAUUUUAUUUCCGUUAAUUUUAGGUUGGGCCAGUAUGGACUUUAGUUCCCAAAUGGCCUCGUGCAGUUUGCAUUUUAACUCUUUGACCUCUGAGACUGGAUUUACCGUUUUUGUCAUGGUGUCAUUCGUAGUUACCAGUUUUGUCAUCGUGGCGCUUUCUUACUACUUUGUCUCAAAGUCUCUCCGCCAACACAGGGAUCAUUUGUCCAACAACAGUGGUUUGAGUGCACAGGAGAUCAAUCUCACGAAGACUUUCUUCGUCUUAGUUGUUUCCUUUAUCGUUCUGUGGUUGCCAACGUUUGUUGUCGUUAUUUUAUUUCGUGGUGUGCUCCGAAAAACUCUGCCUCGGCAGCUUGCCCUUGCCAUUCCGUACGGCUUGCUCGCCAACAGUGCUGUGAACCCGUGGAUUUACGGCGCUAUGAAUCCAUCUUUUCGCAAAAAGUUUUUGUCGAUAUUGAAGAGAUCAGAGGCACCAAAUCGGGUUUUACCUGCCGAAAACGCUGUAAGUUCUUAUCUGGGCAUUUCUCGAGGUGUCCCCUUGCAGAUCAUCGAAGAAUUGGAGUAACCAGGAGAAAGCGCGGGGACAAUUAGAACUAUAACCCCACAGAAACUUACUCACAAGAUUUCAGAAAUUUAAAAAAAGCGUGUUAAUAAAUUCGGAGUUUGAAGAGGAAUAUUUUAUCCACGGCUAUUCAUUAUUCCUAGUCUGCUAUUCGCAAAAACAUUCAUGAAUAAUUCUUGGAUUGAUAAUCACUAAGAUGACUUACUCUUACUGGGUUUUAAAAUUGAAAAAUUCAAUAUUUCUUGGGAUUUUAGUGCGGUACGUAUAACCACUAUGAACAUCUCCAUGUCGGCGAUCAAUGCAAAUUAUCAAAGGUAAAAGGACCUUGUUAAAUAGAAAAAAGGAAUCUAGCGCUGAAAAAUAAAAGGUUGAAAGCGACUGAUGGAACAGCUGAAGGGACCAACAAUUAAGAAUUCAUUAACCAAUCACAGUGCGUUAUUGGCGGUUAAACAGCCCUUGAAGACAUGUGGACA
Messenger RNA from Orbicella faveolata, 1566 nucleotides. Its product is annotated as melatonin receptor type 1A-like. The record is from RefSeq and is a predicted model, not a curated record. Gene Ontology annotation, biological process: G protein-coupled receptor signaling pathway. NCBI's taxonomy places the organism in Eukaryota, Metazoa, Cnidaria, Anthozoa, Scleractinia, Merulinidae. Gene Ontology annotation, cellular component: membrane. Gene Ontology annotation, molecular function: G protein-coupled receptor activity.